AUGGCGGGUGCUUCUGACAUUUCUGUGAGGCGGCGCGACAUUCUGUCAUCAAUCCUCUCUUCCAAACAUGCUGCGUUCCGUCGGUCGGCAGUUUCAGAGCCCUCGAAAUGCCACAAUAACCCUCACCGAUUGUCCACACUCUCCCGCCGUGGAUAUGCCGCUGUCACCGAUGUCUCCAACUUUCCCAAUGUCGGCGAGCAGUUGCAUGGCUUCACUCUCAAGCGUGUCAAGCAGGUGCCGGAGCUUGAGUUGACAGCUUUGCACCUUCAGCAUGACAAGACUGGCGCCGAAUAUUUGCACAUUGCCCGCGAGGAUGCGAACAAUGUCUUUUCCAUCGGUUUCAAGACCAACCCGCCAGAUGCCACCGGAGUGCCACACAUCCUCGAGCACACCACGUUAUGUGGUAGCGAGAAGUACCCUAUUCGCGACCCCUUCUUCAAGAUGCUGCCCCGCUCUCUGUCCAAUUUCAUGAACGCCUGGACUUUUGCCGACCACACUGGCUACCCGUUCGCGACGACGAAUGCCCAAGACUUCAAGAACCUCAUGUCCGUAUACCUCGAUGCGACACUACACCCACUACUCAAGGAGAACGAUUUCACGCAGGAGGGGUGGCGGUUGGGGCCUGAGAACCCACUAGCAAAAGAGUCAGAAGACCCGAAUGCUAAGCGCAUCGUGUUCAAGGGCGUGGUGUACAAUGAGAUGAAGGGCCAGAUGUCGGAUGCUAGCUACCUGUUCUAUACCAAAUUCCAGGACCACCUCUAUCCGGCCAUCAACAACUCCGGCGGCGACCCACAGAAGAUCACCGACCUGACUUGGGAACAGCUACGAAAGUUCCAUGCGGACCACUACCAUCCCAGCAACGCUAAGAUUCUUACCUAUGGAGAUAUGCCAUUAGUCGAGCAUCUGAAGGAGGUGGACAGUCGCUUGAACGGAUUUGACAAAAUCGCUGUGGAUCAAGAAGUGAAGGCUCCAAUCACUCUGGACGGCCCGAAGCAGGUUACGGUUGCUGGUCCCCUUGACCCUUUGGUACCUCAGGACAGGCAGUACAAGACUUCAGUUACCUGGUUGAUGGGAGAUACUGCAGACGCCGUGGAGAACUUUGCGCUUGGUGUGCUAAGCAGUUUGCUUAUGAGUGGAUACGGUUCGCCUCUGUACCGUAAUCUUGUCGAAUCUGGACUUGGUGCUGAUUUUAGUGCGAACACCGGCUACGACAGCGCAGGACGACGAGGUGUCUUUUCCAUUGGACUGGAUGCUGUAAAAGCAGACGACGUAGGCAAAGUCCGCCAAGUCAUAGCCGAGACCCUGCUCGAAGCGCGCAAGAACGGUUUCGACAAGAUCAAGGUUGAUGGCAUCCUACAUCAGUUGGAACUCUCGCUCAAGCACAAGACUGCCAACUUCGGAAUGGGUAUCCUCCAAAGACUGAAGCCUGGUUGGUUCAACGGUAUCGACCCCAUGGAAGCCCUCGCAUGGCAAGAAACAGUCGAUGCUUUCCAGAAGAAGCACGCUGAAGGCGGUUACCUGGAAAGCUUGAUCGAGAAGUACCUCCUCAAUGACAAGACCUUGUCCUUCACCAUGCAGCCCUCGGAGACAUUUAGCCAGGAGCUCGUGGACGAAGAAAGCCAACGACUAGCGGCGAAGAUUGCAGAGACUACCAAGCAAUUCCCAAGCGAACAGGAGGCACAGAAGUACUUAGAGGAGCGAGAGCUCCAGUUGCUGGAAGUACAAGAAAAGGCUAGGAACGAAGAUCUGAGCUGUCUCCCCACUGUCCAUGUGAAGGACAUCCCACGAGAGAAGGAAAGGAAGCCACUUCGGCAUACCGAGUUGGACGGUGUGAAGGUCCAAUGGCGUGAGGCACCCACCAAUGGUCUUACCUACUUCCGUGCGGUGCACAGAUUACAAGAUCUCCCAGACGAGCUUCGAGAGAUGAUCCCCCUAUUCACUAGCGCCAUCAUGCGUCUUGGUACUAAAGACAAGACGAUGGAACAGCUAGAGGAAUUGAUCAAGCUGAAGACAGGCGGCAUUUCCGUAGGAUACCACUCAUCACAGUCGCCUUUGUCACUGGAUGCAUACGAAGAAGGCAUGGCGUUCUCGGGCUACGCUUUCGAUCGCAACAUCCCUGACAUGUAUGAGCUUCUCCGAAUCAUCAUACAAGAGACCGACUUUGAUGGACCUGAAGCGGGCAAGAAAAUCCGAGAGCUCUUACAGAGUGCAGCAAGUGGUGCCAUCAACUCGAUUGCAGAGUCUGGCCACUCUUAUGCCAUGAGAUAUGCCGAAGCUGGCAUCAGUCCUGUUAGCCGCUUGGCAGAAGAAACCGGAGGCCUUACCCAAGUCAAGGUCAUGACAGCUCUCGCAUCGCAAGAGUCUCUUGAUGAGGUUAUUCAAAAACUCAAGGCCAUCCAGUCCUUUACUAUCGCAAACAGCAACCAGCUCCGCGUGGCGAUCAACUGCGGUAACGAAAGCUCAACACCAAACCAGGAAGCACUCCACCGCUUCUUGAACACCCUACCAAAGGAUGUUUCUGUACCUACGACCUCACAGCAAAAGCAGUACCCUCUAGCCUACACCGACGCCUCCAGCGCACCUCUCGAAAUUCUUGCCAAACUUCUCACUUUCAAGCAACUACAUCCUGAGAUUCGUGAAAAGGGUGGUGCGUAUGGAGGUGGCGCUUAUGCCCGUGGCCUGGGUGGUGUCUUUGGCAUGUACUCAUACCGCGAUCCCAACCCACAGAACAGCAUGAAAAUCAUGGCUGAAGCAGGACAAUGGGCGCGCGACCGCGCAUGGACACCUCAAGAUCUUGAAGAAGCUAAGCUUAGUGCAUUCCAAGGGUAUGAUGCGCCACAGAGUGUCAGUCGUGAGGGUAUGAGGUUGUUCCUAUCUGGCGUCACGGACGACAUGCUGCAGACGCGUCGCGAACGCCUACUCGACGUCACAGCUGAGCAGGUACAAGCCGUAGCCGAUCAAUUCCUUGUCAAGCGUGCCGAGGAGAGUAGUGUCGCCAUCUUGGGCGAACGCAAAGAUUGGGUCAAGGAGAACGACGGUUGGCAAUUCAGGGAUCUGGGUAUGUCGGAGAGCGCAAAGGCUGCUGAGGAGGCAGAGGGUAUUGCCCAAAAGGAGGACGAUGUGCCGGCUAUUGCAAGCUGA
Alternaria atra is the source of this 3141-nucleotide messenger RNA. RefSeq lists its product as uncharacterized. Gene Ontology annotation, cellular component: mitochondrial matrix. Gene Ontology annotation, molecular function: metal ion binding. Lineage: Eukaryota; Fungi; Ascomycota; Dothideomycetes; Pleosporales; Pleosporaceae. Bases 1 to 3141 code for a protein of 1046 amino acids. Gene Ontology annotation, biological process: protein processing. The transcript is spliced from 3 exons. The record is from RefSeq and is a predicted model, not a curated record.